Messenger RNA from Adineta ricciae, 747 nucleotides. Lineage: Eukaryota; Metazoa; Rotifera; Eurotatoria; Adinetida; Adinetidae. The record is from the annotation of a GenBank genome assembly.
AUGAUCGUAUGGGUAAAUUCGAAUUGGCACUUGAGUACGACAUUCUCGUAUGAUCACCCGGACAUAGCAACGAGUUUAAACAACAUCGGCUUGGCAUAUCAUAACCAUUAUGAUUUUGAAAAGGCACUUGACUAUCAUCAACAAUCAUUGGCAAUGAAAGAACGAUGUUUACCCCAUAAUCACCCUGAAAUAGCUGUGUCCUAUUGUAAUCUUGGUCUUGCUCAUCUGGCUCUAAACCAUUUAGAUGAAGCGCUUAUGUAUUACAUAAAUGAUUUAACAAUAAGUGAAAAAACAUUACCUAGUGAUCAUGCUGAAAUUGGUAUUAGUCAUCAUAACUUAGGUCAAGUAUAUCGAGCAAAAGAAAAAGGUAGUGAUUUAGCUCUCAAACAUUACCAGGCAGCUAUAGAUAUCUAUAUGAGAAGUCUACCGCGACAGCAUCCAUAUAUUGGUUUUUCAUUAAUUUAUAUAGCUGAUGUGUUAUCGGAUAAAAACGAUCUGUCGACUGCACUUCAAGCGGCACAAGAAGCAGUAGACAUUCUUCAAGCGACACUUCCUGAAAGUCAUCGACGAUUUGCCGAAGCACUGUACAUUUUAGCGAAAAUCUAUCAGAAACAAAAACAACUUGAUGAAGCAUAUGAAUAUGCCUGCCAAGCACGGGAUAUCCAAUUGAAAACGCUAGACAGCAGUGAAGACGAAGUACGAAAAACACUCGAACUGAUCAAAGCUAUUGAAACGAGAAAGUUAUGA